UGAUUACAUGCGCCAGUUCUCAAAAUGGAGAGUCCGAUCCUUCACCCCUUUGCAUUCCUGUACCAAAUCAUUCAAUGGCUUAUUAAUACAAUAUUCUCUCCUGAUCCCCCAGCACCAGGAGAGAAAUUGGGAAGGCCCAAGAUUGCGAUUAUCGGUGCCGGGUUGACGGGUGUUUCUGCUGCUUCGCAUUGUGUUGGUCAUGGAUUCGAUGUUCAGAUUUUCGAGGCUGGUCCUAGGGAACAUCUUGGUGGCAUCUGGAGUGUAUGUUAUUAUUGAAUGUUCACCAAUUGCUAAGAAUAAAUAGCUAAUGAUUGCAUAGAAAGUGAACAAUACUUCCGGUCUCCAAAUCCAUUCUUUGAUGUAUCGAUUCAACCCUUCUGUCAAAUGGAAGGGAGGCUAUCCCAAUCGCGAACAAAUUGUCUCUCAAAUUACGGAACUCUGGAAACGUUACGGCCUUGAAUCAAAAACAAAGUUCAAUACUCCCGUCGAGAAAGUCUACCAAGAUGAAAAGGGACGUUGGGUUAUCAACAAAACAUCCGAGGGAAGAUUCGAUGGGAUCAUCGCCGCAGUAGGAACCUGUGGAGACGCGAAAAUGCCACACAUUACCAAACAGGAGGUCUUCAAAGGCGAAAUAUAUCAUUCUUCAGACCUAGAUGGUAAGCAAGCCAAAGGAAAAUCCAUAAUAGUCAUUGGAGGCGGUGCCAGUGCCGUCGAGGCUCUCGAGUUCGCAUCCCACGAGGAGGCAGAAAAGAUCUACAUCCUAGCAAGAAGCGACAAAUGGAUUAUACCUCGAAACAUGUUUGUAAACAUUGCUCUAUCUCUCAAUAUUUUCGGCGGCCAAACAAUCUUCUCUUGGAUCCCGGAAUUGCUGUUAAAGAAGUUCUUCUAUCGUGACCUUGAGGAUCUCGCUCCAACGCACAAGGGGCUUUUCACUGGAACACCCAUGGUUAACUCGGAUGUUAUGGAUAAAGUCCGUUCUGGAAAGGCCGAAUGGCUAAGAGGUGAUAUCGAGAGUUUCACACAGGACGGAAUCAAAUUCAAUGUCCGAGCAAAAGGCGUUCCUGUCGAUGGGCCAGGAAAGGUGCGAAUUAUCAAGGGCGAUAUUGUGGUUAUGGCUACGGGGUAUGAUCGUCCAUCCUUGAACUUCUUGCCGGACAGUAACUUCGAGGAGCCCUACGCGCCUCCAAAUUGGUACUUGCAGACAUUUCCUCCACAACAUCCAAGUAUUUGCUGUAACAAUUGGUAUGUUCCUCCCUCCAAGAUCAAGAAAGAAAACCAGCUAAUUCAGUACAGUACAUAUGUCAACGCCAUAGGAACAGUCGGAAACUGGCACAUCGGAAUCUACACGCGAAUCCUCCUCAUGUUCCUCUCAGACCCGCUCACUCGACCACGCACCUUCUGGAUGCAACGCUGGAUCGACAUGACGCGAGUGCUCAAGAAGUUCGCGCCCACGAAUGCCUUUGAUUUCUUCACCUAUCUGGAACUCGUGUGGUGGUUCACAUUCUGCAUUGCCAUCAAUCCAUUCCGGUGCAAGUGGGCCUUUUUUGUCUUCUUUGGGAUUGGCCAUGGAUUGCCGAGAAGAGUGGUUGAUGCGGAGGAUAAGUUGAGACAUAGCCUUGGGAUGAAUAAUGGGGAUACUUGUGAUGUCGGGAAAAGCUUUUAG
Hymenoscyphus albidus is the source of this 1663-nucleotide messenger RNA. Lineage: Eukaryota; Fungi; Ascomycota; Leotiomycetes; Helotiales; Helotiaceae. The record is from the annotation of a GenBank genome assembly.